Molecule: messenger RNA, 1207 nt
Organism: Marmota monax (woodchuck)
Lineage: Eukaryota; Metazoa; Chordata; Mammalia; Rodentia; Sciuridae
Gene: Xg
Product: Xg glycoprotein (Xg blood group)
Exons: 13
Coding region: 1-1071 (356 amino acids)
Biological process (GO): positive regulation of neutrophil extravasation; homotypic cell-cell adhesion; T cell extravasation
Source: RefSeq, a predicted model, not a curated record
AUGCCCAGCUACCUGGACCCCGGCGACGCCCUACGCCUCCCGAGUGGAGAUACUCCCAAGACGCCAGAUACUCCCCUGCACCCAGAUGCUCCCAGCAACCAGGGUGCACGAGUCCCCGUGGCUGAGCAGGUGCGCAGCGGUGGCGUCCAGGAGCCGCCGCGGAUGCUGAAUGAUUGGCACGUGGCCCCGCCCAGGUCGCCCCAGGGCCUGCGCUGGUGCCAUUGGCUGGGACAGUUCGGAGCAGCUGGCCCUGGGCGAGCGUGUGAGCACUCGUCCCCGGGCUCCGUGGAAUCCGGGCUCGGGCGCAGUCGGGUGUUCCUGGCACCGGGAGCGCAGCGCGCGCGCGGCUGGUUUGGUGUUUUCCACUUGGACACAGCGCUCGCUGCCCGCCCAGGCGGGGACAGCGGAGUCAACAGGGCAGGGCGGGGCGGCCGGAGACCAGCUGCGACGUGGGACGGACGCUCCCGGGGACCUCAGCCAGCCAUGGAGACCCGGCGGGGGCUGCCCGGCCUCGUGCUGCUCCUGUGUCUGCUGCCGCGCGCCCCAGCUCAGGGAGACUUUGACCUGGCGGACGCCCUGGAUGACCCAGAACCUACCCCGAAGCCAAGCUCAGAUAUCUACCCCAAGCCCAGGCCCCCUCACGGCCCCCAGCCUGCAAACCCGGACAGCGGAGGCAAUACCUACCCAAGGCCGAAACCCCAACCUCGCCCACAGCCUGGGAGCUCGGAUAACAGCGGAGGAGGGUACCAUCACAACGACGAUGAUGGACGCUACCCGCCCAGGCCCAGGCCGCCCGCAGGAGGAGGUGGCAGCGGUGGAUAUAGCGGUGGAUCUGGUGGCUACGGACACACAGACGGCAGAGGGGGUUACAGACCCAAACCUCGUUAUGGAAAUCCCUAUGGUGGAGACGGACAGUCCACCUAUGGCAACCCACAAGGCAACACGGUGGCCAGAAUCGUGUCCCCGAUCGUGUCUGUGGUGGUGGUGGCCUUGGUGGGGGCCGGGGUCAGCUACUUCAAGUCCAACCAGAGGAGAAAUUGUUUUCGGGCCAGUGAUCCAGAGACGGUGUGAAGGGGGCCAGAUCCUCCCGAGGUCCCCAGAAGGACCCGAGGACACCGGGGACCGUCCCGCGGAAAGGCUCCUUUUAUAUUUCAGUGCAUUCCCACCUGUGGAAGGAGGCCAGCUGCCUCCAGAAGGAUUCUCUACC